Messenger RNA from Arvicanthis niloticus (Nile rat), 1658 nucleotides. RefSeq names its product protein FAM47E-like. The record is from RefSeq and is a predicted model, not a curated record. Gene Ontology annotation, cellular component: chromatin. Gene Ontology annotation, biological process: transcription initiation-coupled chromatin remodeling. NCBI's taxonomy places the organism in Eukaryota, Metazoa, Chordata, Mammalia, Rodentia, Muridae.
ACAAGCUUUUAAGGAAGGCUGCGGCAAUUGCCACAGAUCCAGGGGUACCAUGGGGGAGCAGUGGCUGCCAUGGAAUCGCCCCCGGCAGGUACUUCAGCCAAUGCCUCUGGGAAUGACCUGCAAGCCCUGGUUCAAGGACAGGUUGCCCUCUAAGUGCUUUGCGAAGCACAAACAGGAACAACUGAAGUUCCCUACCUCUCUGGAUGGCCGACGCUGGGUGUUUGUAAAGGAAGGGCUGGAUGACUUCAGGAAGGGCUGUCCGCCUAGUGAAGGUAUGAUCAUUCGUGGCCCCAAAGAGAGUUUUCUCCCCACAAUUUCUCAUGAAGUCCAACGUGGCACCAGAAAGAGUCAGCAAAAACGGUGUCAGGACUUAAGCCUGUUUUCCUCUCUGUCGUUGGCCCAGCAAGCUCGCAAGGCCUUUGUGGAGAGAACAGAAGCAAAUCUGAUCCAGCAUCAGUUGGCUUUCUGGCCUAUGGAGGAUGGAACUCCUAGCGAUAGUAGUAGUGAUCUCUCAGAAAAUGUGGUGGAAGCUUCUGACACUGACCAGAAUUUGGAGGAAACAUUGGAUCACUCUGAGGACCACAGAAAAUCUGUUCAUUCUGUUCAUCUGCCUAGUGUGUCUGAGGAAUGCUCUGAAAAAAAAGAAGAGCCAGAACCUCCCAGGUUUCCUGGUUCACGUAAACACGGUCUGCUUGGUGAAAAAAAAAAGCCCCGCAAAAAGGAUCCCGCCAAGGAGUCUCUUUAUUAUCGAUACAUCCCCAAAGGAGUUUAUGACUUCUGUGCAUGGGUUGAUUCAUUUGGAGACUUGGAAAUUGAUGAACAUUUCAUGAUGAAGCAAUUUGACAUUGGCUAUGAGUGCAAACCGGUUUAUACUGACUCUGCCAUCAAGAAAAUCAGCCUGCUUCCUGGGGAUAUCAAGCGCUGCAGGAGGCUCAGCAAAGUGAAAGAGAUCAGAUUCUCCAUACAGGAGGCAAACUUUGAAAGGAAACUCCGAAAACCGCAUGAUCCUUACAAGCCCACUAGGGAUAAGAUUAGAUAUGGGGCAUGGUACCUAAAGCCAUAUCUGUGGAAAAAGCUAGUAAAUGAUGAGCCCUUAAUGGAUCCUGAAGAGUUAUUUGAACUUGAAGGUGGAAGAUUUGGUAAACCAGACAUCAUUGAAGACCUUUAUGGAACAAUUGCCUUUAAAGAUUUCAUCAUAAGCAAAGGUUACAGUAUGCCAACCAUCCUUGAGAAGUUGUUUAUGAGGAAAGGAUGGAAUUAUGACACUGUCAACACUCCAAUACCAAGAGUCCUCAAAGCACAUGAAUUGAUCAUGCAGCAAAAGGAUGAAGAUUAUGAUGAUGAAAAUGACUAGCUGGUUUUCCAUUUUACUUGACUUUAUUCUACUUUCAUUUCAAAUAUUGAACAGAAUGUAUAUGAUGAAGAUAUCACUAAAUGUGGCCAUCCUUUUGGACAAUAUCUAAAAAUGUUCGACUUAAGUUUAUAAACAUUUCUCAAUGAACUCAAAUGAAUUUCUGUGCCUGCAUAAAUAUCUUAUCAACUUUAAGAUCAACAUUCAUAUGUAAAGUUCUCAAAUUUAUUUACUAUUGAGAAUAUGGCAUAGUCACAUCAGUUACUUAUAAGGAUACACAAAAUUUAAUAAAAAUCUGAAUUACUAC